Messenger RNA from Euleptes europaea (tarantolino), 2519 nucleotides. RefSeq names its product VPS16 core subunit of CORVET and HOPS complexes (gene VPS16). Lineage: Eukaryota; Metazoa; Chordata; Lepidosauria; Squamata; Sphaerodactylidae. The transcript is spliced from 24 exons. The coding region runs from base 3 to 2519 and encodes 838 amino acids. Gene Ontology annotation, cellular component: cytoplasm; endosome; HOPS complex. The record is from RefSeq and is a predicted model, not a curated record. Gene Ontology annotation, biological process: vacuole fusion, non-autophagic; endosomal transport; intracellular protein transport. Gene Ontology annotation, molecular function: actin binding.
CCAUGGACUGCUACACGGCCGACUGGAACCCCUUGGGGGACGAGGCUUACUACCGGAAACUGGAUCUGUACUCCAUGGCCUGGGAGCUGCGGGAAGAAGGCCUGCGGGAGUGUUUGGUAGCUGCGGCACCUUACGGGGGACCCAUUGCGCUGCUGAAACCCAAGAAAGAGAAAUCGCCCAGUUCCCGGCCGGAGCUGCACAUCUAUUCUGCUUCGGGGGUCCGCUUGGCUAGCACUCUGUGGAAGAACAGCCCGGCAGUGCACCUCGGCUGGACGGCCGGUGAAGAGCUGCUCUGCAUUCUGGAAGAUGGCUCGGUUCUCGUUUACAGCAUCUUCUGCGAGUUCAAGCGCUGCUUCAGAAUGGGCAACGAGGUGCUGCAGAACCACGUGGUGGAGGCCAAAGUCUUUCAUACAGAGUACGGGACCGGGGUGGCCAUCCUCACAGGGGCCCACAGGUUCAUUCUGGCCACCAACGUUGAUGACUUGAAGCUCCGCAGGAUGCCUGAGGUGCCAGGUCUUCAGAAGACCCCCUCAUGCUGGGCUGUCCUGUGCCAGGACAGAGUGGCCAUCCUCCUCCUGGCGAUCGGCCAAGACCUGCUGCUCCUGGACAACACGACCUGCACCCAGGUGACCCUGCCGGGGAUGAAUCCCCUUGCCGGCUCCUACCUGCGCAUGGCGGUGUCUUUCAACUACCGCUACCUGGCUCUCUUCACCGACACCGGCUACAUCUGGAUGGGGAUGUCUCACUUGAAGGAAAAACUGUACGACUUCACCUGCAAUUUGCGAACUCCCCCAAAGCAGAUGGUUUGGUGUAUCCGGCCUCGAAGCAAGCAGCGCGCGGUGGCCUUGGCGUGGGACCGGCUCCUCCUUGUGGCUGGGAACGCCCCAAAGGGGAUUGAAUACCACCUUGAUGAGGAUUCGUACCUGGUGCCGGAGCUUGACGGGGUUCGGAUUUUCUCCUUUUCCACCCAUGAAUUCCUUCAUGAGAUUCCAGAGUCCACCCAGGAGAUCUUCAAGAUUGCAUCCAUGGCACCAGGAGCUUUGCUGCUGGAAGCCCAAAAGGCAUACGAGAAAGAGAGCCAGAAGGCCGAUGAAUACCUGCGGGAGAUCAAGGAGCAGAAUCUGCUGUCGGAGGCGGUCAUGAAAUGCAUUGAAGCAGCCAGCUAUGAACACGACCCAGAAAUCCAAAAAGCUCUCCUUCGGGCGGCCUCCUUUGGGAAAUGCUUCAUCGACAAGUUUCCCCCCGAGAGCUUUGUGGAGACGUGUCGGGACCUCCGGGUGCUGAACACCAUCCGGGAUUACCAGAUUGGGAUCCCCCUCAGUUACGCUCAGUACAAACAGCUCACCAUUGAAGUUUUACUGGACAGGCUGGUGCUGCGGAGGCUGUACCCCAUCGCAAUCAAGAUCUGCGAGUACUUGCGCCUCUCGGAGUUCCAGGGCAUCAGCCGGAUCCUGGCUCACUGGGCAUGUUACAAGGUUCAACAGAAGGACAGCUCCGACGAAGAAGUGGCUUACGCCAUCAAUCAGAAGCUGGGUGACACCCCGGGCAUCUCGUACUCGGAGAUCGCUGCCCGGGCGUACGAGUGCGGCCGGACAGAGCUGGCCAUUAAGUUGCUGGAGUAUGAGCCCCGAUCCGGGAAGCAGGUCCCGCUGCUGCUGAAGAUGAUGAGGAGCACUCUGGCCCUGAGCAAAGCCAUCGAGAGCGGAGACACCGACUUGGUUUACACCGUGGUCUUGCACCUGAAGAACGUACUAAACCGCGGCUCUUUCUUCAUGACCUUGCAGAACCAGCCCGUGGCGCUGAGCCUCUAUCGCCAGUUCUGCAAACACCAAGAGCUGGAUACUCUCAAAGACCUCUACAAUCAAGAUGACGAUCACCAGGAACUCGGAAACUUCUUUGUCCGCUCCAGCUACACCAAUGAGCAGCGGAUCGAGGGGCGUGUGGCCAGCCUGGUGAAUGCUGUGGACGAAUAUUACAAAGCCAAGAAUGAGUUUGCGGCCAAGGCCACCGAAGACCAGGUCAAGUUGCUGCGCAUCCAGCACCGCAUGCAGAAGGAGGAGGACAAGCCGUACCUGGACUACUCCCUCCACGAUACUGUCUACAACCUCAUCCUGGACAAGAACCACAAGCGGGCCGAGCAGCUGUACCGCGACUUCAAGAUCCCCGACAAACGGUUCUGGUGGCUGAAGAUCAGCGCCCUGGCUGAGCGGGAAGACUGGGAUGAACUGGAGAAGUUCUCCAAGUGCAAGAAGUCACCCAUUGGAUACAUGCCCUUCGUCGAGAUCUGCAUGAAGCACCACAACCGCCACGAGGCCAAGAAGUAUACCCUCCGCGUCACCCCGGAGCAGAGGGUGAAAGCCUUGAUCUUGGUGGGGGAUCUGGGCCUGGCCGCCGACACAGCCAUCGAACACAAGAACGAGAACGAGAUGAACCUGGUCCUGUCCAAGUGCACCGCGCCCACCGACUCAUCGGUCGCCAACAAGAUCAACUGCGCCAGGGCUCAGAUUCUAAAGAAGUAG